Molecule: messenger RNA, 3409 nt
Organism: Gasterosteus aculeatus aculeatus (three-spined stickleback)
Lineage: Eukaryota; Metazoa; Chordata; Actinopteri; Perciformes; Gasterosteidae
Product: inositol-tetrakisphosphate 1-kinase
Biological process (GO): inositol trisphosphate metabolic process
Cellular component (GO): cytoplasm
Molecular function (GO): magnesium ion binding; inositol-3,4,5,6-tetrakisphosphate 1-kinase activity; ATP binding
Source: RefSeq, a predicted model, not a curated record
GGGCGCUUCAAUCUGCAGACCGAGAGAGGGAGAACGGACCGGGAACACCUCGACGCGAGUCCAGCUGCGCCUGUCAUCUGUCACCUUGUUUGAAAACUUCUUCUUCUUCUCCUCCUCCCCCGGACGGAACGAAAAUGGGAAACUACCAGAGCUAGUUUACUGUGAAGAGGACACAAGAUUCAGGCGGUGUGGGAGGGAGGGGAGUGGAGAGCUGUGCUAAAAUUGCCAGGUCGAGUCUUCGGUCGCACCUUUUUUUUUUUUACCUCCAGAGAAGAACCAGGAGCACCGUGGUCGAGAUGCAGACUUUCCUCAAAGGCCGGAGAGUCGGCUACUGGCUCAGCGAGAAGAAACUGAAGAAGCUGAAUUUCCAGGCGUUUGCUGACAUGUGCAGGAAAAGAGGAAUUGAAGUUGUUCAGCUGGACCUCAACCAGCCUCUGGAGGAGCAGGGUCCCCUGGACGUCAUCAUCCACAAACUGACCGACCUCAUCCUCGAGGCGGACCAGAAUGACUCCCAGGCUGUGCUGUUGGUGCAAAGAGUACAGGACUACAUUGAUGCCCACCCGGAGACCAUCGUCCUGGAUCCCCUUCCAGCUAUCCGAACUCUGCUGGAUCGUUGCAAGUCCUACCAGCUCAUCCACAGGAUAGAGAGUUGCAUGCAAGAUGAAAGGAUUUGCUCUCCUCCCUUCAUGGUCCUGAACACAGAGUGCAGCCCAGAUGUGCUGGAGCAUAUCAAGAGACAAGGACUCACAUUCCCUUUCAUUUGCAAAACACGGGUGGCUCAUGGAACCAACUCCCACGAGAUGGCCAUUGUCUUCAGUGAAGAGGACCUGAAGGACGUUAAGCCUCCUUGUGUGAUCCAGAGCUUCAUCAACCAUAAUGCCGUGCUUUACAAGGUGUUUGUGGUGGGAGACUCCUACACCGUGGUUGAGAGACCUUCACUGAAGAACUUUCCUGCUGGACCGGCAGACAGGAAAGCCAUUUUCUUCAACAGCCACAAUGUCUCGAAACCAGAAUCUUCCUCGGACUUGACCACGAGAGAGAACGUAGAGGGAGUAUCUCAGCCACCCAGUGAUGAUGUCAUCAGAGAGUUGUCCAGGUCACUGCGGCAGGCGCUGGGCGUGUCCCUGUUUGGCAUCGACGUCAUCAUCAACAACCAAACGGGCCAACAUGCCGUCAUUGACAUCAAUGCAUUCCCUGGCUAUGAGGGGGUCCCAGAGUUUUUCAAUGACCUCCUGAACCACAUCACCAGCGUGCUUCAGAGCCAUAACCCGGACUUCGCCCCCGCCAGCGAGCAGCCCAAAGGCCUGCCAGUGAGCGCCACGGUACCCAACGCCGCCCCGCCGAGCCCCGGCUGCUGCAGCAUGCUGGGAAAGGAGGCCGGCGGCAGCCCCUGGAUCGUGGAGGGUGAUGGCGGGCUGAAGGGCCCCCGUCAGAGACUGGGCUGCAACUCCGCCAUGUCCCCCAACUUCCAGCAGCACUGCGUCUCCACAAUAGCUACCAAGGCUUCGUCCCAGUGACUGAUUCCCCGCCCUUCUACUCCGUUUGAUCCCUCAACAAAAAAAAACGGAUGACAAUGGUGACAAUAAUGAUUAAUAAUAAUCAUAAUAAUUAUGAUGUUAAUGAUGAUAAUAUAUCUAAUCAAAGAAAAACCUUUUCCUAUAUAGUUAUUGAAAAUGAUGGUGAUUGAGUGUAAGCUUUUUUCUCUCUGCCUUUUUGUAUUUUUUGUUUUGUCUAAUGAGACUUAACAGUACUGUAAUGUGAACUUUUGGGAACUUUUGCCUAAUAGCUGAUUUUAUUUUUUUUUCUCUUCUGUGAGUUCUCUGUCAUGAAAGGGUCCACAUGAGGGCGCUAAUGGGAUUGGCUGAAUGAGGACUAGAGAAAGAUGUGCCACUAGAUGUGCAAUGUAUGAUCCCUUGUAUCUCGCACACAUUAGUGCACUCACACAUGCACAUAGGUACGUUCACGUUGCGUGGGACCGUGCCAGUGAUGUGUGUUUGUAUCCUGAUCAAUGCCGCCGGCUCCUCGGCACUAAGUGGCGGGGAGAAAAGGUGGCCGGGCAUUUGACUCCACUGGUCCCGGGCUGCUCAGCGAGAGUGGCCACAAAGAGUCUGAACGUGAAUGAGGAGAUAGUUUUGGGGUUUGGUUAGUUUACACAAACGGGUAAUCCGUACACUGUUUCCGAGUGCCAUCAAAUCGACUUCAAGCGUAGGAAGAAUGCCUGCAAAAAAAAGCAAGUGUCAAAGGAAAGAAGAAACUCUUCAUGACCACGUAACCAUGUUUUCUUUUUGAUUAUUGCACCAGAGUCUGUAGGUCUUUUGAAGUACCAGUUUAAGUUGCUCCGGUGCAGGAAGACGAGGAUCACAUUCCUUUUCCUGUUUGUGGAUGUUUUCAGAGAAUUCCAUUUUUCAUAAUUCCAGAGGGAUCUUGUGAGAUUUUUCUCAUCGCUUCACAGGUCUGUAAUCUCCUUACAGACUUAGUUCUCCACGUGUGUUCAAUGCUUGUAUCGAAUGUGAGAAAACUACUCUCCUGAAGCCAACUUGACCUAUCAAAAAAACUUGGGCUGCUGUGUUAAUAAGAUAAUUGUUAAUCAAAGAAUCAAUUAUUCAACUAAAAUCAAGGUAAAAUGUGUCUUUGAAUAUCCACUUACUGGGUAUUAAUUAUUUAGAUAUCAUUAAAUGACAAUUCUAGAUGCUCGAGGGAUUUGUUUAGCUUUAUGUCCUUAUUAUAUCCUUUUGAUUAAGUUUCACUCUAACAGCACUUUCUUACAAAAUGUGGUGAAGAAACCUUCAAUCCAGUCGGUUCAUUUGCUUCAUGCUUAAAUUCUCUGACCCGUCUCCUGUUCCAGCUGCUGUAUUUGUGUCAGAUGUUGAAAUCAUUUUGGAGGGUGUGAGGGCGAGACGGUUUAGAUCUUGUUCCCAAUGUUCACUGUGAGAUUUUUUUACUCCAAUUUUGUUAAUAUCUUUGUCCUGAUAUCUACUAAGAGCAACUUUAUUUUAUUGAGAUUUUAUGGGGAAAAGGUUUUAUAUUAAUAAAAUGAAAGCACUGGGAUGUUUUUGAAUAAAUGGUGGAUAUUUUACUCGGGGGGGGGGGGGGGGGUCCGGUGGAAUGCGGGCUGUGGUUGUACAGGUGGUGUCGCUGUCGUCUCUCUCUAGCAUCUAGUGGGAAACAAUGCCAGUUCCCCCGAGCAGGUGCCUGCUCUGGUCCCAGUGUGCUCCCUCCUAGCGGUUUAAUUUCCUCCAUCAGUCUCUGAAGGGGAACCGACUGCCCCCCGCCCCCCCUCCACCAGGGGAUGCUUGGAGUGCGACCUGUUAAAGCUGGAAAGGCUGAUAUCUGCUUACACCACUAUGUCUUAUGUCCCAUGUUGUGUUCCUUAUUGUGCUUCUAAUUGGGAAAUAAAUGGUUAAUCCUA